Molecule: messenger RNA, 3295 nt
Organism: Amyelois transitella
Lineage: Eukaryota; Metazoa; Arthropoda; Insecta; Lepidoptera; Pyralidae
Product: glucose transporter type 1
Exons: 2
Coding region: 250-1629 (459 amino acids)
Biological process (GO): monosaccharide transmembrane transport
Cellular component (GO): membrane
Molecular function (GO): hexose transmembrane transporter activity
Source: RefSeq, a predicted model, not a curated record
ACAGCGAGUAAAGGUUUUUUAUCACAUUCGUCUUAAACAAUAUCUUGAAAUAUAAUAAAAAUAUGUUGUUAUUCAAAACCUUGUGUACACAGCCUUAAACAAGUUGUUGAUAGCCUUCCCUCAGUGUGUUACGGUCCGCCGCCUCCAUCGGUCGUCCAAGUUUGUUGUGAACGCUACAGGUUAUACGCUCGUGUAGUGUUUAAUUGCACAGUAAAACUCCCAUUUCAACAGGCAACUCGUCGACGCGCCAUGGCUGGCGGAACGACCGGCGCGCUGCUCUAUGCAGUGAGUGCUGCCGUACUGGGCAUGCUGCAGUUCGGCUUCAACACCGGCGUCAUCAACUCCCCGCGGACCUUCAUUGAAAACUUCAUCAAAGAACAGUAUGAAGCCUCGCCUAGUCUCGUAUUUAGUAUAAUUGUCAGCAUUUUCGCUGUCGGCGGUAUGAUCGGCUGUCCUCUCGCCAGCUGGCUCUCUGAGAAACAAGGGCGCAAAGGCGCUCUUUUUUUCAACGCUAUCAUAGGCGUUAUAGGCGCCUUACUCAUGGGCUUCAGCAAAAUUUCAUCAUCUGUAGAAAUGCUCAUCAUCGGUAGGUUCGUCAUUGGUAUCAAUUGUGGAUUCGCUACGACAGUUUCACCAACUUACGUCUCCGAAGUUGCGCCUUUAAGGUUACGAGGUGCAUUCGGUACAGUCAACCAGUUAGCUGUAGCAUUUGGUAUGGUCGGUGGACAGAUAUUGGGAAUAGGCGCUAUACUCGGCAGUGACGAAGGUUGGCCGUGGCUUCUCGGAUUGGCCGUAAUACCAUCGGCGUUACAAUGCUUGAUGUUGCCGUUCGCCCCUGAAUCCCCCAGAUAUCUAUUGCUCGCAGUCCGCGAUGAAGAGAAAGCGAGGAUAGCUCUUACAAAGAUAAGAGGAACGGAACAGAUUAAUGACGAAAUAAAUGACAUGCACGUGGAAGAUCAGGCAGCUAGACAAGAAGCACAGUUUUCGAUUCCCGACUUAUUCAGUAUCAAGGCUCUGCGUACGCCUUUAAUAAUCGGUGUUGUGAUGCAUCUUUCUCAGCAGUUGGGUGGUAUUAACGCAGUUUUAUAUUACUCGACAACCAUUUUCAUAAGAGCUGGUCUCGAGGAGGAACAAGCCCGCCUAGCGUCCAUCGGCGUGGGCAGCAUUCUGUUUGUGAUGGCGUUGGUGUCUAUUCCUCUGAUUGACCGCUUGGGUAGACGAACACUGCAAUUGUGUGGUCUCGGUGGCAUGGUCGUGUUCUCUGUUCUGAUGACGGUUGCUUUCUUCACUUACGAAAAUAAUACAACGAUGAGUAUUUUCGCUGUUAUCUUCACAUUCCUAUACGUAGCGUUCUUUGGCGUUGGUCCGAGUUCGAUUCCCUGGAUGAUUCUGUCCGAGUUGUUCGGUCAGGGCGCUCGGAGCGCGGCAGUCAGUGUGGGGGCGUUAGUCAACUGGUUCGCAAACUUUAUCGUGGGUUUAACUUUCAUACCGAUGUCUGAAGCGUUGGGUAACUACGUUUUCUUGCCAUACACAGUUCUAUUAAUCUUGUUCUUUGCGUUCACGUACUUUAAAUUGCCCGAAACAAAGAACAGGACGAUUGAGGAAGUGACAGCUCUCUUUAAGAAAUAACCUCGUCUCGACCCUAUAGACUUAAGGCACAUUCCUUAGAUUUAAGUAUAAGUAUAGGCAAUAAGUAUACACUACGAAUUGUGAUAAUAUCUUAUUUUGUUAUGGUUUAUUUGAAAUUAUAACUAUAAAUAGGCCACAAGUUUAUAAAAAUAUUGUAAACUUGAAAAUAAAGUAUAUGCAGCUAGCAGUGUAGGUUUCACAUAAAUUUAGAAGACUGAACACCUCACUUAUAAUGAUAUUGCCUACUUGAUAUUUCUAAUUGAAGUACUUACUAAGAAGUAAUGUUUUAAAAUAUUCAUGUUAAAUUAUUAUAGGAACAUUAGACCUUUUUAAAGAUAUAGAAUUUAUUCUCACUACCUAUAUGAUAAUAAGUAACUAUGAUUAUAUAAAAAGGAUACAAACUUUACCUUGUAAUUGUUGGAGCCCUAGAAACCUUGACAUGGCCUUUAAGAUCUACAGUCUGUUAUUUUACUAUAAAUUCCAAGAAUGAGAAUAUUAUCUGACUACUGUUCAAAAAGUUGUUAUGAUUUGCUUUAUAAACCACGCUUAAACGCAUAAUGAUAACUAAUGCAAAGGGCUAUUCUAACUAGGCGAUGUUGAUAGAAAUUUGUAAUUAUAUAAAAGCAACACUAAAGUUAACCUCUUCUUCGAAAACUAAAAUAAAAAAAAAACUUAAUCAAAAACCUAAAGAAAAUUAAUAUUUUUUUUUAUUUUAUAAUACAUUUCUGAUCAUUUAUUACAGGAUAAUCUUUUUUAUUGUAACUUAUUUUGAUUUCUAUGGAAGAUGGUCUAGGAAAACUAUUACUGGUACGCACAAUGACAGAAAAAUUUAAUGUUUUAAAAGUUGUAUUUAUGACUUGGGUAAGUCCCAAUUCCUUAUUUUUGCUCUUGGCGUUAAUCAUGGUUACAUCUUCACCGCUCUGGAAAUGAAGACCUUGAUUUUAUUGACCUAAAGUUCUGUUUACUACAUUAAAGACUAAGGCGUGUUUUACAUCAUUCCACUUUUGAUACCGGUUUUUUUUAUCUAUUUUAUGUCAGAAUACGCCUGAAUACGCCCUUGUUUAUUAUUAUUAUUUUACAGUGUGCAAUCAUCACGACAUAACCUUAGUGCCUUAAUGAUUGUUUUAUUAGUUAUGAAAAUUGAUUAUUUACAUGUAUAAGUGUAUUGAUCAAUAUUUUUUAAUGUAAUUAUUUAUGUUUUUCAAGUUGUUCAAAAUAUUUCAUGCACGAAUCAUGUACAAAUAUUUUAAAGAUGUUUUUGGGAAUAGAAACUAAAACAACUUUAUCAAAUAAACUUAUGGCGAUAAUUUACCUACUUUUUUAUCACAAAGCAACAUUUUUAAUUUUACAAAGAUAUUUCUCAAUUAUUUAUUAUGGUUCGAAUUUUGAUAUUAUUUUGAUAAGAUGUUAUUUUGCAGACGUUUAUUUUCAAACGUACUAUGUAAAUCUCAUAGUUUAAUGUAAAUAAAAUCUUUUUUAUACUUUUGUUGUUGGACAAUUGGAUCCUUUAUUAAGUUUCACGUUUCGUAGCUACUAGAUAACAAUAACGCAUUAUGAUCAAGAUUCAAGUUCAAGAUCGACACAGUUGGCAAAAAAAACCAGAUGUAAGCAAAAAUUUAGUAAAUUACUACUGACUUUUAAGUUGGUCCAAACUUGUAAUGUCACC